This is a messenger RNA of Neospora caninum, 1218 nucleotides long. Its product is annotated as ribosomal protein L2, related. The coding region runs from base 1 to 1218 and encodes 405 amino acids. The transcript has 2 exons. Gene Ontology annotation, cellular component: large ribosomal subunit; ribosome. The record is from RefSeq and is a predicted model, not a curated record. Gene Ontology annotation, molecular function: structural constituent of ribosome; RNA binding; transferase activity. Lineage: Eukaryota; Apicomplexa; Conoidasida; Eucoccidiorida; Sarcocystidae. Gene Ontology annotation, biological process: cytoplasmic translation.
AUGCAUCUGCGCGACACAAGUCAGAAGCGGCUGCGAGGCCCCGUUGUCCAGCGGUCGUUGCGGUCUCAGAAAAACGCUUCGAAAAGCGGCGAGUUGCCAUUGUCUGCCGUCUCUGUCCAAGUUCGCGGGCUCUCGGCGUCGUACCUUCCUCGCGCCGCCACGCACCGCAACCGCGUGGCGAUGCAGCUGUUUGAGACGCCUCGGGAGUCCACGCGGUCGCGGGCGACAGCGGCUGCCCGCGAGGCGGCAGCCGCCGUGGCUGCGUCUUCGACGGUCACGGCCCCGUUCACGCUGCAAAAGCAACAGCGUCUCCUCUCGCUGCUCGCCUCCUCUGCAGAGGCUGCAGGCGCUUCUGAGCUCUAUCGCGUGCACGGGGUCGCCGGCUUCACGCGUUUCCUGCCUUCGUCUUCGCCGCGCACCUCGUUCCUGUUUCGCGGGCGAGUGCUCGAGCGGCUCUCGUGUCGGCGCGUGAACCACCUGGGGCGGAACCACAACGGGCGCAUCACCGUUCGCUUUCGCGGCGCGGGUCACUUCCGCCGCAUCCGGUUUGUGGACUACAAGCGCGGGAGGAAGAACAUCUUUGGGACGGUCUUGCGUCUCGAGUACGAUCCGAAUCGCUCGGCUCACUUGGCUCUCCUGCAGUACGACGACGGCGUCUUGUCCUACAUCCUGGCGACCGAGGCCACGCGCCCUGGAGACAGACUGGUCGCCUCCGAGCACGCAAACAUCUCCCCUGGCAACUGCUUGCCGCUGAGGAACAUCCCUGUGUCGACAAUCGUCCAUAACGUCGAGUUGCGGCCUGGGGCGGGCGGCCAGCUGGUGCGGGCGGGAGGCUGCUACGCCACGGUGGUGGCAAAAGACAAGAACUUUGUGACCUUGAAACUCACGUCCACGGAGGUCCGGCGCUUUUCCGCGGACUGCUGGGCGACCGUCGGGCAAGUGUCGAACGCGGCGCAUGCGGAGCGGAUUCGCGGAAAAGCUGGAGUCUCCUACUGGCUCGGCGAGCGGCCGCGAACCCGCGGAAAGGCCAUGAACCCCGUGGACCACCCGCACGGAGGCGGCACCGGAAAAAAAGGUCUGAAACGCCCUCCCGUCUCCAAAUGGGGCAUCCUCUGCAAAGGCUACAAGACGCGCGCGAAGAAGAAACCCCUCGGACUGAUCGUCCGCAGAAAGAAAGCCAACAAACUCAUCAAGAAAUUCGGAGAACUCGGCGCGUAG